CGGUUGCUUUUGGCGAGUGGUUGCAAGUUUUUUUUCGGUUCCGCGUUCUAUUAAAUUGUUCCACUUUAACUUAACGCAACUCAGAUAUUGAUAAGACCAUUUUGAGCGUGUUGCGAAUAAUAAUAUUCGUGUUAAAAUUACAAAUAUAUACCGGUUAAAUUUACGGACCAAGAGCAAAUGGAGACAUUUUUUAAUAAAAGCUUUAUGGACAUAUACAUAUAUAUUCUAUAAUAUUCUUGAUUGGAGUAGUUUUCACUCUUGGAGCGAGAAAUAUAAAAAGCUUACAACACUCACGGACUCAGGUCAUUUCGAUACGUCAUCUGUCAACAACUAAAAACAAAAUCGCUCGAAUUCCGAAUAUCCGUGUUUAUUCUUGCAGCUCAAAGAAAGAUGAUCAAAAUUGACUUUGCAUCAAUAAAGCCAUAUCUAAAAGAGGAGAAUUUUAUUGGGAAUGGCACCUAUGGACGUGUCUAUAAGGGACACUUAAAAUCAAAAAAAUUGGAUGUAGCCAUUAAACAAAUCUAUAAUAUAAAUAAGGAUGUGAGGCGAGAAAGUGAUAUCCUGAGAAAAAUUGAUAAUGAUCAUAUCAUCCAAAUAGUUGCCACUGUAUUUGACAGUGCUAAAAACAUGUAUUUGGUUUUGGAAUAUAUGAAUGGCGGUACCCUAUACCAAUUAGUACAUGACAAAAAUAAAAAUUAUAACUUCGUAGAUGUCAUGAACUGGUUCCUUCAGGCAGCUAAGGGUCUUAACUAUCUCCACACGCUUACACCGGUUAUAAUUCAUCGUGAUGUAAAGCCAGAAAAUAUGCUGCUGGAUGAACCAAGAAAAACACUAAAGUUUUGUGAUUUAGGGAAAGCCAGAGAAUUUAAUACGAUUAUGACGGAUAAAACGGGCACAGGCAUCUACAUAGCACCCGAGGUUUUAAAUAACUACCCUUACGACACGAAGUGUGAUAUAUAUAGCCUCAGUAUUUCCCUUGCGGAAACUCUGAUUCGUAAAAACCCAUUCCACAAAUUUCUAGACAAAUUCCAAAAGAAACCUGCUCCAUUAACAGUGGCUCAACAGAUAGGAAAUAUAGUUGAACGACCAGACAUAAGUGAGACUUUCGUCCCAUGUACCGAUGAAGUGCAAAAGCUUAUUACCAAGGGAUGGAGUGACACUGCUGCAGAACGACCCAAUGCGCAACAAUUUGUAAACCUGCUGACAAUGGAAUUGGCAAAUGAAGCACUCAAGCCCAACAGUGUUGAUUGAGUUCGGCUGCGUCUUCUAAUGAAUUGAGUGAAUGCAUAUGCUGCCCGAGAACUCGAAACUAAGCAUUUAAUCAUUUAAGUCGUUCUGAAUGACGCAUAGUUCGAUUUCGAAGAGUUACAAAUUGUUUUACAAUCAAGUAAAAUAAAUACUUAUAUUAUUUUAA
Molecule: messenger RNA, 1414 nt
Organism: Drosophila innubila
Lineage: Eukaryota; Metazoa; Arthropoda; Insecta; Diptera; Drosophilidae
Product: putative mitogen-activated protein kinase kinase kinase 7-like
Exons: 5
Coding region: 391-1251 (286 amino acids)
Biological process (GO): positive regulation of canonical NF-kappaB signal transduction; JNK cascade; protein phosphorylation
Molecular function (GO): ATP binding; MAP kinase kinase kinase activity; magnesium ion binding
Source: RefSeq, a predicted model, not a curated record